Molecule: messenger RNA, 204 nt
Organism: Metarhizium brunneum ARSEF 3297
Lineage: Eukaryota; Fungi; Ascomycota; Sordariomycetes; Hypocreales; Clavicipitaceae
Source: RefSeq, a predicted model, not a curated record
AUGCAUUUCAACGCUGUUCUCGUUGGCCUCGCUGCCCUUGUCUCGCUCUCCUUUGCCCAGGACCAGGCCAACUGCUACACGAUCGAGAACUGGGGCUCCAAGAUUCACGACUGCGGACAGUGUGACGAGGGCUACAAGUUCUCAUAUACGCAGAGCUUUUGUGACAUUGGCUUCCAGUGCUGCAAGGGCGUAUGCUGCCGCUAG